This is a messenger RNA of Linum trigynum, 2636 nucleotides long. The record is from the annotation of a GenBank genome assembly. NCBI's taxonomy places the organism in Eukaryota, Viridiplantae, Streptophyta, Magnoliopsida, Malpighiales, Linaceae.
GUAUCUCGAAGGAUGAGUAUAGUUCUUACUAAGUUUGGACAAAAAGAAAAUUAGGAGACUUAAAAAGAAGACUUGCUUCAAUUAGUGAUACUAGUAGAUGUGUUUAGGAGCUUAAACCGCAAAUGAUGAAAUGGGCAAACCAAAAUUAAUUUAUUAAAGAAAAUCAAAAUAGAAAAUAUGGCGCGAUGAUUCGAGGGACGGGAUACUCCCCCUCGUCUAUUUGGCCUCAGUCUGCUCCUCCCUAGCUCUCUUCCAUUUCCCUACCUCCUAGAUGCUUCCAUUCACAUAGCUGCUUUGCUUAAAUCCCCACCCAAAUUCUCCAAACCAAUCGAGCUACAGAUCAUAGCAAUGGAGUCUGCAGCAAGUCCAAACAACACCGUCCCCGAGAAUUCUCCCGCCAACCCGACGAUGUUGGACGAUCCAAGUGCUCCAACAUCCAAAGCUCAGCCGGUAGAGACUAUCAAGUUCUUCGUAAGAAUCAAGCCGUCCAGGUCUGACACGGGUGACAUUUCCAUAUUGGCGGAAGAUUCCCACUCGGUGACGAUUUCUCCGUCGCCGUUGCCGGAAGAUCAGAAGAAGAAGAGCAAACCAAAGGUCCACAAAGGAUUUGCUCACGUCUUCACUCAAGAUUCCUCGCAGAAUGAGGUGUACGUGAAUAUGGUGCAGCCGAUGGUUGACGAUCUCCUUCAAGGAAGAAGUGGAAUGCUCGUGGCUUUAGGGCCAAGUGAUUCAGGGAAGAGUCACACCUUGUUCGGGACUCUAAGUGAGCCCGGAAUGUUCCCACUUGCGCUUCAGCAAAUUCUGGACCAGUCAAGGUCAUUCUAUCUGUCCAUCUUUGAAAUAUAUUCUGAUAGUGGUAUGGUCGAGAACAUACGUGAUCUGAUUCCUGAAGAACUCGAUUUCGCGUUUGAGAUAACUACACAAGGGGUUCGAGAGGUUGUAGUUCCUAAUGCCAAGAUGGUUUCAACCUUGAUUGCUUCUGCAAUCUCUAAGCGUGCAACAACCACCACCAACUCAUACAAUCAAUCCAGCCGAGCUCAUUGCAUCGUUACUGUACGUAUGGCUGUGGAUCAACGUGCUGAAGUAUCAAGUGGUCAAUCAGGUGAUGCUCGGCUGACUAUUGUCGACCUUGCUGGAGCUGAGAGGGGAAACAGAACAGAGAUUCAGGGAGCUGACCUACCAAAAAGCAAUUUCAUCAAUAACGUUCCCAUGAUCAUUGACCUAUGCUGCGGUCUCAGAGGAUUCCUGGGGCACCAGAAGAAUCCCCAAGAACCAUUACAGAAGCAUUGCCAGUUGUCUAUGCUAUUAACAGUGAAGCCAACAGUCGAGGACUAUUUGGACACAGCCUGUCUGCUCACCCAGGUUUCUCGCUACUUGAAAUCUGAUGAAUACCCCAGUGUUAUUGAAAUGGCUGAUUGGAAGUGGCUUCCCAGCACACUCCCCAAAAAACUUGCCGCGCCUACUUCAAGGUCCCUUUUCUUCGAGAUAUUCAAGAGGGUUCCGGAUACCUUCUUUUGGAUGAUAGUCUCCCUGCUUUGCUAUGGCGGACACAUCUAUUUGUUCCGGUUCACUAGACUACACCGGGAUCAUCUUCAUCCUCAGUGGGGUUGGAUCUUUGUUGCCUUUCUGCUUGGACUCCUCAUCGUGGCGUUUUUCCUUUCCGUUUCGAAGUGGAGGAAGGGGUGCAUCUUACGAAGAAGGUAUGGCUAUAUUGCCAAGACCGUGGGUUUUUUUGCAGGAGUGUUGUUGAGCUCAUCUUACAUUUGGCUAGGGGAAUCGUCUGCAAACUACUGCUUCUUUCUUCUCCUAUUAAUCAUCAUAUUAACGGUUGCGUUCCUAGCGAUUCGUCCAUCCACAGACUUCAAUGUGGUGAAUGGAUUGAUGACUUCCCUAAUCACAUAUACUCUCCGCGUGAUGAAGAACCAGCUGAAGUGUUAUCCUCACUGUCAUGAAGAUACAAAUCUAGAUUACAGGAGACCUUUUCCCUACAUCAUCAUCGUCGGUUGCAUCAUUGUGGUUCUACUCCGAAAUUAUUUCGAGUCAAGGGCAUUAAAAGCGGAUGAGGAAGCUGCGGAGAGAGCUGGAGCAGCGAGGAAUAAGAGGGAUCCAGGUUGCGGAGAAUGGAUAAAGACGGUUUGUAAGAGUAAGAAGGCGGAUCAGUCGUCUGCUUCUAACAAUUGAUUUAGGAUUGGAGUUUAAUGGUUGAUCACUUUUCUUCUGUCUAUCACAUAUCAACAGCUUCGGUAUUGAACAGCUCUUUGAUUUCACGUUGUAGUAAUGGCUGAUAAACUUUGUGUGGUGUGUUUGCUGUGUUGGAAAUAUUCUUGGUAUUUGUUUCGAACAGGGGAGGUUGAGAUCGAAAAAUACAGAGGAAGGCUGAUGGGCCGUUUACUUGCCAUUCCAUUUCUGUUAGCUGCCACAACAGAAAACAAAAAUAAAAUGAAAACGAAGCUGACCAUUUCCUGGAAAACAAAACCUGAAAAAACCUUGUUUAGCUGAGAAUUUUGGUGAGUUCUGAAACUGAGUUCUAAAAAGAAAUCAUGUUUAGUUGCUUCAUUCUGUUUUCUGAUUCUUGAUUAUCAUACAACCCUAGCCAUGAUUAUAAUUUUUAAUUCGAAUUAAAUAGUUUUUAAACU